CUUCUUCUCUGUUGUAAUACGGCAACUUGCCCUCAUUUUAGGAAAUCAGACAUGGCUUCCUCAUUGAUUUGCAGCGAAACACAGAGCAGAGUAAGCUCUGUUCUGAACAGAGAUGUUAAGCAAUUCGGGAAGAAGUACAUGUUUGACUCGAAUGAAGAAGCGUGCUGGAACUCUGACCAGGGCGAUUCUCAGUGGGUUACUCUGGAAUUCCCACAGCCUGUCAGAGUGUCAGAAUUAAAGGUGCAGUUCCAAGGUGGCUUUUCAGGGAAAACGUGCAAAUUGGAAGGAUGCCCAAAAGAUGGAGAUUUGGCUAAAAUCAUAGAUUUUUACCCAGAAGACAGCAGCUCACUACAAAGCUUUCCCAUUCAGGAGGCCCCCACGGUGCACAGGCUAAAAAUUGUGUUUGAGAACAGUGCCGACUUCUUUGGGCGAAUAAUUGUUUACUCCUUGGACAUCCUGGGGGAAAGAGCUUUGUGAUGUUUCUGUUUCUGCGUUAGAGAGAGGGAGAGACUUAUAGGGAAAGAGAGGGUAUAGUGCCAUUGAAGAAUAUGACUGCUGGAAGACUGUACCACCCCACAUUAAUUGUUUGGAAUGGGAACGAUAUCUGACAAUUUUUGGUGAGGACAUUUUUAGUUGGUUACCUGCUUGCGCAGGUACAAGGGAAAAGGGAGGACUUGCCUCAGACACAGAAUCCGGAUUUUAUUGCAGCUUUCCAGGCUUUAAGGUCACGCAACCACCUGCAUAUUCAAAUGCUUGUGCCUUGCAUUUGAUUUCCCAUUCCAAAUGAACAUCGUAAAAUGUGUAUGAAUUUUGUUUUUGAAUAUUUUUGUUUACUAUCCAUUGGUGCUAUCCCCCCCCAAAAAAAUUAUUAGAUAUUUAAACAGUUUGUUGAAAAAAAUUAAUAAAAUGAAAUAUAAACAUUUCCUUAAUAUACAAAACAUGUUGAAUAAAUGUACAAGAUGGGAACCACAGUGUCCCUUAACGUUGGA
Coregonus clupeaformis (lake whitefish) is the source of this 989-nucleotide messenger RNA. Its product is annotated as nuclear receptor 2C2-associated protein. The transcript has 5 exons. The record is from RefSeq and is a predicted model, not a curated record. The coding region runs from base 52 to 477 and encodes 141 amino acids. Lineage: Eukaryota; Metazoa; Chordata; Actinopteri; Salmoniformes; Salmonidae.